CAAAGCAUUUUAUUAUAAACAAUUCACUGGGUGUUUUUUUUUAAGUGCUAUUUACAAUAAGUAAUUCAAUAUAACACUUUGCUGUAAAAUUUAUUCCUUAUAAUCUAAUUUACUACUGAUAAAUAUACUUUGAUAAAAAAAAAUUUCAAUGAUUGAAAUUCUAAAAGUUUUUCAAGCGUUAAUUGACGUCACAAUGCGUAUAUCAUAUACUGUAAAAUAAAGUAUGUCUCUAAACAAAUCAUAUAUACUGCAUUCAAUCAAUUUUUUUUUAAAUUUGUAACCACACAGGGCGGGAAUAUUUGCUGAAUAUAUGAUGAUAUUUUCCUCACUCAGUUCGAUGAAAUUCUGUUGUCAGGUUAUACAAUGUAUAUGAUGAUAUUUUCCUCACUCAGUUCGAUGAAAUUCUGUUGUCAGGUUAUACAAUGUAUAUGGAACACACACACACAUCCCUCCUUUUUUUUAAGAGGAGGAGGAAAAUUCCGUCUUCGCACAAUAGGCACCCUUUUGUGAAAACAAUCUAUAGAUUUAUAUAAAUCUUUAAUCUACACCAUCUUUACAUUAUCUUUGAAUGAACACCGAAUCUCCCCUCUUGACAGCGGAAUUUUUAAGUGUAAUCGAUCAUUAUGAUCGAUUGCUACGCCAUUACCCAUCGGAGCAAUAUUACUUUGUUUACGCGUUGUAGCCAUCUCGUUACAUUUUGUUGCUGGAGAAAUUGGAAUCGGUUGUCAUGGUAAUACAUUUUCGCGCAUGAUCAGCGAGCUGACGUUCAUCGCCGUCUGCAGUACAAGUAUUCGGCACUGUUGAUUUUCUUCUUAUUUUUUUUUUAGUUUCUUGGAUAUUACAUCAUCGGAUGUGUAUAUAAUGGAAUUCCAGUUUUUCUUUUGAGAAUGAUUAUUGCUAUGCCGUAUGUUUUCACUGAAAAUAACGUGACCCAUUGACCAGUGAUGUAGAAGAUGAGACUGCCUGAACCUGCACACUGUGUAUUGGCUAUAUUUACAGGACUGGCUCUCUGUCCCUACAAUGCAAAUGCCAUCGGCUGCUUCGUUUGCACUUCGCUCAACAGAGGAAACAAAGGUUGCGAGGACACUUUCAAUAACACCGGGAAAUACUACAGGUCCGACUGCCAGGCGAACCGAGACGGACGGAUAGGAACAUUUCCCGCCACUCAGUGUAUCAAAAUGGUGGCAGAAGACGCUGAUGCUGGCUUUUCUUUGAUUGUAAGGGACUGUGUUGUAGACAAUGGGGGCACGACCUCCGAGACAGAAAUAGGACGACAGAGUCAUUGUGGAUGGAUGAAGGUUAUCAAGUAUAACGGGAGGCGCAUGAGUGGAUGUAUUCUAAGCUGUGAUCGUGAUGGCUGCAAUGCGGCUAAUCAGAGAAUAAACAUGUCCAUCGUCGUUGUUAUGCUUGUUUUCAUAAUUAUCAAAACGUUUUAAGUCUUAAAACGUUUGUAAAUGUAUAUGUAAAAAUCAGGGAAAUUACAUUGAUUUCAUUUAAUGUGCUAUUAAAUAUAGGCCUUAUACAAAAUGCACAUUUUGUUGAGUGACAUUUGAAUUUCUAUCAAUAUUGAAAAUAGCAGAAAAACAUAAUAAUCAUGUGCUUCGAGCUUUAAUGUCAUGGGUAAUUGUAAUAAAGUAGAAUUUAGUUUAGUUAAUGUUAUAUCCAGCAAAUUACUGUCAUUGUUUAACUGCUAAUAAUCCAUAAAUUCAUACAACUACACGCACAUAUGUUGUUUAGAGUCAUUUUCAGUGUAUUUACUGUUGAUGUACAGUUCAAAUGUUUAUAUGAUAUGACAUGUGUACAAUCCUAUCAGUCUUCUAAAGACAGUUAUAUAUAAAAACCUAUUUUCUUUAUAUUGUUUGGGGAUCUUCAAGCAGUACUGUGCCAAAUGUUGGUUGUUUUUUUCAAUAAUCAAUUAACAAAAAUGUUCUUUCAUUGCCUAAUUAAAAAUUGUAACAAGGAUUUAAGUUAACUUCUACUAGAAAUUCUAAUUCUUAAUUGAUCAUCUGAAAUCCAUACUGUAUUUAUAUAAGAUUUUAAAAAAAUAUUUCUAAAACACUUUUCAAAUUGCAAUAAAAUUGUUAUGCAACAUAUUUUAACAAAUUUCAAUUUAGAAAUUACAUUUAACUGCUGUAAAUUUUGAUACAUGUACAUUAAACUGUACAAAGCAGGUUAUGUACCAUUCCAAUAGGUGUCGAGGAUUCUGUUGUAUAGAGCUAUAUAUUUUUUUCUUUUGGAAAUGUGCGAUUAUAGCACCAUGCAUAUAUAAUAUUGAAAAGAAAAUUCAAUAUGUAUUUAUAUAUAAACCAUUAAUAAAAUAUUGCAUACUGGUAAAAUUUUAAUAGCUUUUCAAAUGCAAAAGAUUGAAGUACUGUGAUAUUGAAAAGACACCAGUGUAUAUGUGGAUUUACAGAGUUACUCCAUAUCAUAAAACAUCCCCUCUCAAGAUUUACAGAGUUACUCCAUAUCAUAAAACAUCCCCUCUCAAGAUUUACAGAGUUACUCCAUAUCAUAAAACAUCUCCUCUCAAGAUUUACAGAGUUACUCCAUAUCAUAAAACAUCCCCUCUCAAGAUUUACAGAGUUACUCCAUAUCAUAAAGCAUCCCCUCUCAAGAUUUACAGAGUUACUCCAUAUCAUAAAACAUCCCCUCUCAAGAUUUACAGAGUUACUCCAUAUCAUAAAGCAUCCCCUCUCAAGAUUUACAGAGUUACUCCAUAUCAUAAAAACAUCCUCUCUCAAGAUUUACAGAGUUACUCCAUAUCAUAAAACAUCCCCUCUCAAGAUUUACAGAGUUACUCCAUAUCAUAAAACAUCCCCUCUCAAGAUUUACAGAGUUACUCCAUAUCAUAAAGCAUCCCCUCUCAAGAUUUACAGAGUUACUCCAUAUCUUAAAAACUUCCCCUUAAGAUUUACUCCACAUCAUAAAGCAUCCCCUCUCAAGAUUUACAGAGUUACUCCAUAUCAUAAAGCAUCCCCUCUCAAGAUUUACAGAGUUACUCCAUAUCAUAAAGCAUCCCCUCUCAAGAUUUACAGAGUUACUCCAUAUCUUAAAAACUUCCCCUUAAGAUUUACUCCACAUCAUAAAGCAUCCCCUCUCAAGAUUUACAGAGUUACUCCAUAUCAUAAAGCAUCCCCUCUCAAGAUUUACAGAGUUACUCGAUCAAUAUCAUAAAAACAUCCCUCUUCAGCAUUUCUCACCCUGUCUAAUUUUUCAGAAAUGUCUUGUGUGAGGUAACGUUGAAUGUUGCAUGCAUUUGAUAAUCAACUGCAGCUUUAAGUUGUUUGUGUUAAAAAUUUGUAAUGUAUAUUUGUUCAUAAUGAUAAUGUGCAAUAUACUAGGUACACACAUAGUUUAUUUCUACAAGCUGUAGAUUUCUACCCAAGUUGUAUUGCUGCCAUUUCAUAUGAAGACCUCUUUGUAAGAAAACUAAAAUAUUAAAAAAGGCUAGGAACUCG
This is a messenger RNA of Ostrea edulis (European flat oyster), 3458 nucleotides long. RefSeq lists its product as uncharacterized. NCBI's taxonomy places the organism in Eukaryota, Metazoa, Mollusca, Bivalvia, Ostreida, Ostreidae. The coding region runs from base 954 to 1436 and encodes 160 amino acids. The transcript is spliced from 4 exons. The record is from RefSeq and is a predicted model, not a curated record.